UGUGCACCUAUGAGAACUGAGUUUUCAUUCAAGUUGGAUGCAUACUUGCUUCUGGUCGUUCGUUCUGCUAGACGUUACGAGGAUGUUAGGUUUACAACUUUUAGGGAAAUAAACAGACGUUCCUCCCACCUUACAUAAACAGAGGCGAACUGUUCAGCUUUAAGACUUAUUGAUCGAAGCAACGUCUAUGUUUAGUAUAACUGUUACAUAACCUUUCUCAGUGACCCUCGACUGUGGGACCACAGAAGGCAGGAUUGUCGGGACUUCUCAGUUAUUACUUGCGAUAUGGCGGUUGUAAGCCCGUAGGUUGACAUACAAGAAAGGCUUUAAACCAGAUUUGGGAUGUAAGAAGUUCCUACCGAAUUCGUUUAUAAAGAUGUAUACAUAAAGCUCCUUAUCAUGCCUUAGAGACGGCCCAGUCCGAGUUGUUUGACUUGAAAUCUACAUACAAUGAAGAGACUCACACCAAGUCGAAUGAAAUGGAAAUUAUCCUGAACGAUCUAGAACGUACUAAUCAGAGGGUAAUACUGGCAGAGAAAGACGUAUCUACGGUAAAGGAACGGCUUGAAGCCAUAAAAAAUUCUCUUCAAUUGGCUGAACAGAUCCAAAAAACUCCCGAUAUGGAGAAAGCGGUUAAGGUGCUUAGCCGAUCAACCCUGGAAGUCGAACUAGCUGCUAAAGAAAAGGAGAUUUCCCAGCUAGCUGAUGAUAUACAGAGUCUACAAUCCACAGUCAACAACUUGAAACAGACAAGUGCCUCCCAGAUUUCUCAUCUGCAAGAAAGAUUAGUUGAAAAAAAUAGGAUCAUCCACGAAUUGGAAGAAAAACUUACUAAUCAGAAAGAUUAUGAUGAGAUCAAGAAAGAACUAAGCAUCCUGAAAUCAUUGGAGUUUCCUAACCACGUGAGCGCUGAAGAAGACCACGACUCCAUCGCCUCGGAACCAGAAUCUAUCUCUAAGUCCACUGACGUUCAUGUUAUGGAACAGAAGAAAAUAUCGCAGCCCAAAGCCACCCUACUGAAAGUGACUAAUCCUGAGUUGUCAGGUACUCUCUCUCCUCUGGAAAAUACCCUUCCACCUCCACUUCAAACUGUAGAGACUUUUGGCUCACUUUUAGGUAAAGAAAUCGUAUCCACUUAUACCAAUAUAUUAAAAAAAGAAGAUCACGGUAGUUCCUCACCUGUGACAACCUCAUCCACAGAUGGGUGUCUCCCAAUCACACACCCACCUCAGAAUGGAACCAAAUCGAGUGAACUUCCCAAAUCUAAAGGUUUUUCUUGUGAUCACGUGACUUUAGACAAACUCCAAGAGUGCCUGAGUCAAUGUAUGGAAAAAUAUGCAAAUGAAACACUGAACACAUUAAACAUUUCUCGGUGCGUGCGGGAGCUAUUGAGUAUGCAUAAUAUUGGACAACGCCUUUUUGCCAAGUUUGUGCUUGGUCUUUCGCAAGGUACUGUAAGUGAACUGCUUUCCAAACCAAAACCUUGGGAGAAACUGACCGAAAAAGGAAAAGAUUCGUUCAGAAAAAUGCAUGCGUGGGCUUCAGAUGACAAUUGCAUUUAUAUGUUAAAAGCCUUGGUGCCUAAAAAAGGAUUGCUGACAGGAAAACUAAGUCAUGGUAAAGCUAUUUCUACUUCUUUGGCUGCUAAGCCAACAAGUAAAGAAUACACCAACAAUAAAAAUCUCAGAAGCAAGUGCCAGGAUGUUACACAACCUCAAAGUAAAGACUAUGGGCUUCCAUCAAAUAAACAAGAUGAUCCUGGUGCAGAGGAGCGAAUUGCACAAAUUUUGAAUGAAGCACAAACUGCAAUGCUUAAUUCCAAGAACAAGAACAGGAUGAGUCCACUUCAUAAUGGAAGCACAGAAUAUUCUCCACGGAAUAUUGGUGGUGUUGUGAGAUCAGAGGAGGAAGGGAAAAGAGAUGAAGGUGGUAACAUUGAAGUAGAAGGUAGAGAAAAUCAAACAUUACACAGCAGUAGUAAUAACUAUAAAGAUUAUUUUAAUUCUACCAGUUUACGGAGAUCUAGAAAGUUUGAUACUGAUGACAUACCACAAGAAAUGGUAGCAAAGAUCUAUCAAGAAGAGUUGGCCAAACUCAUGGGUCAGAGAGUGCAAGAAUGUUUCCGUUUACCUAAUGACCAGUAUGAACGCACACAGGAAGAGAUCAGACAUGCUCUUAGGAUUUAUCACAAAGAACUUUCUCAUCUCUCCCAAAUCCUCCCUCUAGGUACUAGUGAUCUUGCUCGGCUGGGAUCAUCUUCAGCCUUAGUGAACAGUGCUGUUUUGACACCUUUAACAAGUAUCCAUCAUCCAAUCAGCUUAGCAAGUUCUUACCCUCGGCAGGAAGUUCCCAUUGAUGCCACACUUCAGUCACGAAAUAUACAGAAAAGAGGCAGUUGUUCAGAAGUAGAAAGUGUACGUCAUCAUGGUAGUGCUUUCUCUUUGGUGCAACCAAAAACAGAAGCAGGAAACAGUCCUGCUCCUGUAACAAUUUCUAAUCAUUGUAACUCUACCCUUCUCCCUCCAACCUCCAUAAUGUCGCUUACUGAAAUGCCUAAUUCUGGUGAGGAUCUGUCCAGCUCGGCAUCUCCUCUACAGCAGAUGCAGUCCAUCACAAACUCACUUCUUACUCAAUCAUCUCUGACAACUGUUUCAACCACUCCACAAAGACCCACAAAAGCAAUUCUUCCACCAAUUACACAACAGCAGUUUGACCUCUAUAACAACCUAAACACUGAAGAGAUUGUGAAAAAUGUGAAAGAACAGUUAAGUCAGUAUUCAAUAAGUCAGAGAUUGUUUGGUGAAAAUGUCCUGGGGCUUUCACAAGGCUCAGUGUCUGAUCUGCUAGCAAGACCUAAGCCCUGGCACAUGCUCACACAGAAGGGCAGAGAACCAUUCAUUCGUAUGAAAAUAUUCCUUGAAGAUGAAAAUGCAGUUCACAAGUUGGUAGCAUCUCAGUACAAAAUUCCUCCAGAAAAGUUAAUGCGAACGAUAGGCUUUGGUGGCCCCAGCAGCUCACCUGCAGCUUCUAUGAAAUUACCACAACCAUCAACUGAACCAGCAAUAGUACCCAAUCAAUUAGACAGAAGUCAAACCCCUCUAAACUCCAACUUUGCUCCACCUGCAGACUUGCAACAGUCUGCUACUUCCACUCCAGAAUAUCUAGCAAGUAUUUCCAAAACAACUAGUGUCCUAUCCUGCAAUGUCUCCACAACUCAGAGCAUGCCGAUUAGCUCAAGAAAACUGCACCACAGUUCUCAGUCUAUGAUGUACUUGCACCCUACUGUGUAUGAGAUGGCAGCUUUAACCACUGAUAUUGAUACUCAGGGCAUCACUUCAAAAAUAAAAGAUACACUAAUGGCUCAAAAUAUAGGUCAGAAGAUUUUUGGUGAAGUGGUGCUAGGUCUAUCACAAGGAUCUGUCAGUGAGUUGCUAUCAAAACCAAAGCCAUGGCAUAUGCUCAGUAUUAAAGGUCGAGAGCCUUUCAUCCGCAUGCAGCUAUGGUUAAAUGAUCCAUUAAACAUAGAAAGGCUACAAGUGAUUAAGAAUCAAAGAAGAGAAGCAAAUAAACGAAAAAGAAACAACAUAGACACAGAUGUACAUCAGUCUCCUCAUAAUAACCACCUAUUUAGCUAUGAUCUCCCUCCUCCUUCUCCUUAUUUGUCUACCAAAAAACCAAGAAUUUUAUUUUCUGAUGAGCAAAAAGAAGCACUUCGUUUAGCAUUUACCUUGGAUCCUUACCCAAGUACAUCAACUUUAGAGUUUUUAUCCAGUGAACUUGACCUACCAGUCCGAACAAUAACCAACUGGUUUCAUAAUCAUCGCAUGCGUCUUAAGCAACAGCCUUUAAUCACUCCUGAUGACCAUAGGUCUAAUGACAGUGGAACACAUAUAAUUUCUUCAGGGGCUAAAGACAAUACAAAUUUUGAUCCUGUACAAUUUCGGAUGAUGCUGGAUCAUCGACUUGCAGAAUUGGCCCGAGACAAACGUAGUGGUAAAGUAAAGAAGAUGUACUCCACCUAUCAAAAUACUUCACCACUCUCUGCUCAAAAUGAUGAUUCUGGUACUUUAGACUUGAGUAUGUCUAGUCAACAUUUCCCUCGAAGAAGUAACAAUACUUUUGGAUUUCACUGUACUUCAGAAAGUGCUGGAACUGAUGAGCACUCAAACAGUGAACAAAAUGAAGACUCUAGUUAUUCCCUUGAGCGAGGCUUAUCAGAAAGCAGUGACAGAGAAUCACUAGAUGACCAACCCACCUCCCUGUCUCCGAACAGUGUAUUUCAAGAGCAAGAAGACUUCAAACAGAUGACAAUAGCACCAGCUAGUAGCAGUAACAGGAGGAAACCGGCAAUGCCACAGUGGGUGGACCCUGGUCUGGAGAUAUCCCCUGAAAGUGAUCUAUGCAGUGAGAAUGAAGACAAUGAUGAGGAGGAAUCACAAAAUGUGAAAGAUAAAGAGAUAAUAAAUGGAGUCUGUGUUCUUCAAACUGGAAACCUUGGUCUUCAUGUGCCUAAAGAGCAUACAGUACGGAUUGAGCCAACCCCAGUUCCAGAUGGCCAGGUUUUAAACUACAGGGACAAAGAACAUCUUAAUAAGGAUAAAGUGACUGAUUUUUCCAGUGAAGAAUUAAUGAUAUCUGAAAAAGAGGAGUUUAAAAGAAGCAUUAAAACUGAUAGGAAGUAUAACAUUGAGAGGCUUGAGAGAUGUUUAAAAGAUCAAGUUGAAAAUUGGGAUGUUGAUGAAGAAGAGAGGGAAGAACACAAAAAUAAUAGUAAAGCUAACUCCAAAGAUGACCAGAAGAAAGAAGAGGGCUGGUAAUUUUAACGAAUUAAUUUAUUUUCACAUAGAAAUCAAUAUCAAUGAGGACUUUUAUUAGACCUUGUUAGGAAAACAAAUGAAAGUGUAUAUCACACUGUGCAGCUGCUGUGUACUUUCUAAACCAGAAUUACUUCAGACUUUUCUAAGUGUCUUGUGUUGAAUACAUUUUGGCUUGUGAGUUGCCUUAAAUAUAACCCUGAAGUAAUGAACUUUAAGCUUAGUUAGAUAAGAAUCAGGGUUAUGGUUGAGAAGUGUGGGCAGUGCUAAGGGAUAUGCAAGUACAAUGUGAUAAUGCCAUAACAGCCUUCUUGUUGUAUCCAGAGAAGGUUGCUAGAUAAAGUGUAACAUCCACUAAGUGGUACCCUAGAAGGAUUAAUCUCUAUUUGUUUUCAUUCAAAUGAUUAUCAAACAAACAUAUUUACUGUUUGUGUGGCUGGUGCAAGUCAUUUUUGAGUGUCAUACUCUGUGAGGUUCUCAUACUUUGCCAACUGACAAAAAUUUAACUGUACAUAGCUCAACUGAUUGCUGCAGGUAGAUGGUAAAACAUGUUUUGUUGGUUUAAUACUUAUAUUUUUCAACUCAAGAUUGUAUAGAUACAGAAGUCUGCAUAUGAUUUAAUACUUUAUAUUAGUACACUAAACACUGUCAUGUUUUUUUUUUAUAAUUUAGCAGUGUUUUUAUAGGAAGAGGUUGAAGAAACAUAAGCUUAUUUUGUGUUUUAAAAGAUUUCAAAACAUUUUCUAUUUUCUUAACAAAUGCUUUCUAAAAAAAUCGGUGACAUGUUAUUUCAUCUUGACUAGGAAAGCAUUGUAAAUACAUUAAAAUAUAAUUACAAUUCUGUGCAGUAUUCAUAUUUGUUAAAAGUCUAGUCUAAGAAACAGGCUUAAACCUGUUCUAGUAGUUGUGUUAUCUUGUAUAUUAGCAAUAACACAUUUUGUGCAGGUUUAUCAAAAUUUUUGAGUUAAACAACCUAUAGUUCCAAUAGAAUUAAUUUUCUUCAUCAUUUAUAGAACCAUGAGAUAUCUUGAUGUGCAUGAAACUUAAAAAAUGUUUCUGUCAUUACAACAGCUGCAAAUUACAAAAUCUUUUAUUGAAAAUACAUCCACUGAUUCAACAUAUUGAAGUACACAUUAUAAAACACAAAGCUUAUAUUUGUUGCACUUGUCCUUAGUUUAAAUCACAUUGUUUAACUGAGAAAUAAAUGUGAGAAACACUUACAAAUUUAAAUAAUUCUAAUCCCUUUCUUCCAAAGCUUAUGUGCAGAAGGAAACAACAUACUUAAGGAUGUACUAUUCUAGAUAUUGGUUACUUUUCCUUAAAUUUAUAUCUAAAAAAAAUGAAAAAAGGUUUAUCUCAGAUAUCUAUUUAAACCAAACAAUGACUUGAGUAAUUUGCAAAUUGGAUUUCUUUCAUUUUUUUAUGGUUGUGUAAAAUGUAAAAUUUAAACGACUAACAGGUCUAACAGAGAAGGUUGUGAUGAAAACAAUCUGACUUUAAAGAACUGUGAACAACUAAAAGUUACACCAUUCUGUAUUCUAGCCUUAAAGACAUUCGAAACUUUGUUAGGUGGCAGUAUCAUUGAUCUAACUUGCCUGAUGAAACUAACAUUGCUCAAAACUGUAGUUCUUAGCUGGUCAGUGCAUGUGAUAUAAGCCUGUUUUUUUAUAUUAACACUAAAGAGGGUUUGGUAUAUUAUUUUACAAUGAUUUUAAGUUGAACCACAUUGUUACACUCCAUAUCAUCACAUCUGGUCACACUCUAUCUGACUAUAGAAUAGCAGCAUAGUUUCCAUUGCAAAAUGCUCUGUCAUUUCCAUAACCCUCCUAUUGUAUAAAUAUGAUAGUUUCAAAACCAGUGCCCUUUUCAACAAUAUGAUUGCACAGAAAUCUAUUGGUGCUGCAUCUGGAGACUUGACUAGUUCAUCUUCUUAUGGAAUAGCAUGAAUACUUGUUUCAUUCUUGAGCUGCUAGAAUGAAAAAUGACGGUUAAAUGGGAGAUAUUAUAGGAAUCCUUAUCUUGGUGAACCCAUACCUUGAUAACCUCAUUUCCAUACAAAACCAGUAUUUCUGUAUGGUGCAAAGGGUCCAGAAAUUAGUCUAAUAGCAAGAAGAGUUCACCUUGAGUUUUUUAUCCACUCUCCAGAUCCUUAACUUGCCUCUAACACACUACCCAGUGACGAUCAUGAAUCCCAUUUGGAAUGUUUUUUCACCCAUUGACCAGUACAAAAUGGCAUGAGGCUUGUUACCAAGGUACACAUAUGCUUUGUUGAGCAUCACUAUUUUCUGUCAUUUUUUUGCAGAUAGGUACAGUUCUUACAGUUUUCUAUAGUUGUUCCUCCUUUCCUGAAUAUAUCAUGGAAGUAAUUUAUGCACAUGUGACUAUUGUAGAUUUUACAGAAAAAGGCCCUUGAAUAUGUUGCAUACUUUUUCCUCUUAACAAUAAUCUUUGUGUUCAUGGAUGAUUACCUGUUACAAGGUGACAAUACUUUGCUCACCACAGCUGGGGUAUGAUUUGUUGCAGGUCUCUUUCUGGAUGGUUCUAGUGUCUCAAGUUGAUCCAUAUUCCUUUGUUUUCCAAUGCUGUUAAAUGGCAUACAAGGGAUAUCCUCAUUUUGCAAAUUCUAAUUCCCCCAUAUGAACAGGUCUUCAUGAUCUGAGUGUAUGAAUAUUUUGGAUUGGAAAGGGUUGUUACAUACCCUUCCCAAAAGCAAUAAAUUUUUGGAGGUAUCACACUACCUGUGAAAUGCCAAGUAAUGUCAAAAUGUAGUUCUGUUAAAUGGUUCCAUCAUAACUUUAUAUUAGCUGUGGUUGUCUUGUGACUUGCUGAUUUGCAUAUUCAUAAUUGUUUUACAUAACAUACUCAACCAUUUGUAUACACAAAAAUAUAUACAACUAUACUCACUCAUCAUAUUUAUAAACAUACUAAAGAUACAUAUAUGUACAUAUCUACAUAUAUUCCACAAGCUACAUAUGCAACAUGUAGAAAAAGAAUCUUUGAGACAAACUAUAGCUGACUACCCUCAGUGUUAAUUAACAGUGUUUUCAGACAUUUACAAAAAUUUUCUUUUGGUUUCACAUUAUUGAAGAUGGCCAAAGGAAAAUUGCCUUUAUUUUGUUGUACUGAGAUAGUGUUACUGUGUAGUGACAGUACUUUAACCCAUUCACUGUGGCUGGGACAUUUAUUUCCCAGUGCGCUGGGAAAUAUAUGUCCCAGCCACAGUGAAAUGGUUAGGAGAAGGUUGUUUUGUUAUGCAAUAAAGCACCGUCCUUCUUCCAUGUUCCCCCAACGUCAUUCAAUCAGUUGAUUUCUUGAUCUUCACUAUGGUUUUUAAGCAUUAUUAUCAUGCAUUGUUUUUUCUAGCUGUUUGAAGAGUUCUUAACCAAGCCCCAGCAGUAUCAUAUUUCACAAUAUAGUAGAUCACUAUACUAUCAAUCUGGAAUAGAAUAUUUUGUUUCUUAAUUGUUAAGCAAAAAACUAUACAAUGGAUUAUCUGUAUUCUACCAAACAUGUAUCAAAACUAGAUUUUUAGUGUUAUAAGCCCUCAGACAUACCACCGAACCACCAGGAGACAGGAAUAGAAAAGAAACAAAUUGACACUAGCAUUUGGUAUAUGGCUUUUAAACAUAUUGUUCGUGUGUAGAACUUUUUAAAAGUUUUUGGGCAAAAACGAAAAACACCUGCAUAAUACUUAUUACUAAGACAAUAGACUACACUAUAAAUCACACACACAUUCCUUACAGUUUGAAUGUAAAUUAUUUUCUGUUCAGAACAAUUUUUAAACUUAUUAUAGAGAAGCAUAAUUUAUAAAACAUAUCAAGUAAUAGGUGUGUAUAUUUAAGUUCAAAAAAUAACUUAUUAUAACCAUUAAAAUAGAAUUUCAAACUUUGCUAACUUCAAACAUUUUUGUGUUUAUGUUGUUUUUGUUUUUUUUCAAAAACACUCAGUCUUUCAGGUUACAGCUUCAUAAAACAGAAUCUCAAGCUAAGAUGUUUUUGUAUGAACUCAUCUGUUAUAAUUAUUUAGAACACCUGUUUGUAAUUCACUGAUAUCAUGAGUAUAUUAAAAAUUUGUUAAAUUUGAAAUACUGAGAGUUGUUACCUUAGAUUUUGCUGUUUUGAUUAUUUGCUAUUGUUACUUUGACUUGACUUUUAAGUUAAAACACUUAACCACUUCAUAAAUGAAUCAGGUAUAUCAGUGAUGUGUCACUUGCAUGUUUUUAUUUCAUGUUUUGUAAAGAAAAAAGAGAGAGAGAAAGAUAAAUAAAACAUAAUUAUGAUUUGAUAGUAUUAAAUUAAGCAUAAACCCUUGUCCAACAUUUUACAUAUGUUAAAAAAAAAAUGGAAAGAGACUGUAUGGGGGUAAAUCAGCAUGUUAACCCUAGUUAAAUGUACAAUAAUUGUUCAUCUAUAAUAUUAUUCAUUGCAUAAGAUAUUCAUUAAGAUAUAAUAUCUUUGAUAGACAGAUGUAUUUUGAGUUUUCACUUUAAGUUUUACAAUACAAGUGUAAUAGGACAACCCUGAUUACUACUUACUGAAUAUUUUACAUACUGUCUUUAUUUAUUCUGCUGUGAAAUUUGCUGUAAUUGGUAUUAUCAAGGUGAUCAUUAGAAAUAUCAGCAAACUGGCAAUUAACCCUGCAAAUUAUGAAAGGUUUUUCUUGAAGAGAGUUUUGAUAGGAUAAAAUCCCAUGGUGCUUGACUGUGUAUGUUCAAUUACUAGGAUUAAAUUAUUUUUUCUUCCCAUUUUUGUUACUAUUACCUUACACUCAUGUGAUACUAAA
Messenger RNA from Limulus polyphemus (Atlantic horseshoe crab), 9596 nucleotides. Its product is annotated as homeobox protein cut-like. Lineage: Eukaryota; Metazoa; Arthropoda; Merostomata; Xiphosura; Limulidae. The record is from RefSeq and is a predicted model, not a curated record. The transcript is spliced from 14 exons. Gene Ontology annotation, biological process: regulation of DNA-templated transcription. The coding region runs from base 480 to 4817 and encodes 1445 amino acids. Gene Ontology annotation, molecular function: DNA binding; DNA-binding transcription factor activity, RNA polymerase II-specific.